AUGAUGGAUGACGGUUCCUCUGUGUUAUUAAAAAGUGAUAUUACUCCUUCUCCUUGUUCUAUGGAUAAAUUAGAAAUUGCAUCUGCCAAAAGUCCUGAUUCAAUAUCAAGUCAAUGUUCUAAAAUGAGUUCAACUACCAAUCAAAGUAAUGCUAAUACUAACAGCAACAACAACAAUAACAACAGUAGCGAUGUCUUUCGGACUGAUAAAUUAGCUACUGAGGAACGACCGGUGGAAGUAAAUACUGAAGACAUGGAACCGGCUUUACGACGUAGUAAACGUGGUAAAGGAAGACCUAGCAAUGUUCAUAAUAACAACAACAGUAACAAUAAUAACAAUGAUGGAUCAUCAGACGAUCAUGUCCCUUCUUGUAUUGUCUCUGGCGUUGAAUAUCGUACAGGUGAUUUUGUCUACUAUGAAGAACCUGAUUUUGAAUAUUUUACAAUUGGUUUAAUUGAAGAAAUUAAAGUCUCUCGACGUGAUAAAUUCUCAGUAUUUAUUAAGUGUUUCUAUCGUACACGUGAUAUACCGGAGAUAUCAAAACAAGCUCUUCCUGAUCGUGAUAAUUAUCCAGCGAAUUCAAAUGUAAAAUUUAUUAGAGAUAUAUUUGCUCGUGAACUGUUUGUUUCUGAAGUACAAGAAACUCUGCCAGCUAAACAACUACGUGGCGUGUGUAAAGUGAAUUAUUUGCCCGACUUAAAAACAGCCCUGACAACAUUUUCACCAGAUGAAGAUGAUAGCUUUUUCUAUGUUUUUGCUUACAAUCCCGAGACGCGUCGUUUAUCCAAAAUUCGUGCAGAAAUACGCGUUGGUCAAGCCUAUCAAGCCGCCUUACCAGAAUUUCGUCAUCAUCCACCUGCCGCCUAUCGCUUUAACAAUAGAAAUCAUUGUGUGAAUCAUUCACGUAAGCGUAAACGUUGUACGCAUAAAUCAGCAGAUCAAGAUACACAUUCACUCCCGCAACAUUAUGAUCAUCAUCAUCAUCAUCAUCCUCGUAAGCAUAGACGUACCAGUAAUGCUUCACCGCAUCAAUUGACUACAGUUAACACAUUGCAUAAUCAUGAAUUACAGCCGUCAAAUAAUGAUGUUUCUUCAGAUGCUCUCGAUGACGGUGGUACUCGUGGUGGUGAUGGUGGCGAUAUUUGUGGUACAGCUUCAAAGAUGUCCGAUGGUGAUGAUGAUGAUCAUGAUAAUGCUGAUGCUGAUGACAACAAACCGUUAAUCAAUAAACCAAAAAUGGAUAUUCCAAAAUCUCCUAAAAAAUUAGACACCUUCAACAACGACGACAAUGAUGAUCAUGUUGACGAUCAUCAUAAUGAUGAUGAAGACAUGCCAUGUAAAACAGAAGCGACUGUCAACGCAUCUGUAGACUUGUCAGAAAGCAUUAAAAAUGUACAAAAGAUUGAGUCUUCUUCAAUUAGUGAACCAUUAGCAGCGUCAAAUUUACCACCAAAAUUAGAGAAUGCAAAUCAUUUUGAUGAUGAUCAUAUGUCGGUCGAUCCGAUGAAUACGGACGACUUGGAUCAUCCUCCUCAUCCUCAGCCUCCUAAUCAUCACCACUAUCACAAUCAUCAUCGGCACCAUCAAUGUCAUCCUGCUUGUAAUCAUAAAAAUCAUGUCUAUCCUGGAAGUCAAUCUCAUCAUCGAAAGCGAAGAAGAGGAGGAGGAGGACAUCGGAGAUGUCGCCGUCGAAAAUCACAAAAAAGGGAGGUGCUUGUUUGGAGUCCGUGUGGUUUAUCCUCUGCUCUGUCGGGUUCUUGUAAAGACUUCAAUUCAAUCAUCGCUAGCACUACUGUGAAUGAUCAUCAGAACAAUCCACAUACUGUUGAUAAUGAUGAUAACAAUAAUAAUAACAAUAAUGCAAAUACUGUGCUAAAUAGUAUCAGUUCAGAUUUCAAUUCUAUGCUAUCAGAUGAACCGUUGAAAAACUACUUAGAUGCUGUGCGAUCAAUGGUAGCAUUUUUUGGUUUCGGUGGUGCUGAAGAUGAUUUAUCCUCGGCUGAAAAUGGUCUGGUUCUUGCUAAUCUUGCCGCGACUACUCAACACGCCUAUGAUACUCUGCAUAAAUGUAAAUAUUCAUUAAGAAAUGCUCUACAGGCGAUAUCGUGUAAUCCUAUUGUGGCUAAGGAUACGCCAAGGCAUUGGACAGCUGAACAAGUCCGACUGUUUGCACAUGCACUACGUAUCCAUGGAAAAGAUUUUUUUACAAUACAAAGAAAUUUCUUCGGUGGAAAGACAUCAACUAAUAACAACAAUAAUAAUAACAAUAACUCUAACACCAACAAUAUCAAUAAUAACAAUAGUGCAACUAAUGCCAAUGGGGGCACUGGUCGUAUACGUGGUCGUGGUCGUCGUAAACUUGUUCCUGCUAGUAGUAAUAAUGGUACUGCAUCAGCCUCAAAACUAUCCAGUAUGAAAUCAGACGAGAGUGAAGGUUGUAAUUCAACGACAGCCACAGUGACGUCGGCAUCAACCGGUGGUAAAUUAGAAGAGGUUAAGUCUGAGGAUGCUGUAGGUGUUUCAAAUACUGAAUCAUUAAACGAUAAUGGGGAAUCAGCAGAGAACAAUGCUACAACACGUCUCAAUGAUGGUAACGGCAAUACACCAUCAGGUUUGCUUGCUGCUACUACUACAAGUGAACCAGUGAAGACUGUCAAAGAGCUAAUAGCCUUCUACUAUUAUUGGAAAAGAAAAGGAACCUCAUCCUCAUCACUUGGCGGAGGACAUGGUGGAUUGAGUGCAGCUGCUGCCAAUUUCGCCACUGCUGUCGUUGCAGCUGCACUGAAUACUGAUAACACUCUACCAUCAUCAAGUGUCAACAAUAGUGGUGUUAAUGGUGGUGUUGCCAGCGCUGCAGUUGCAGCCUCUGAAGCAGGCAAUAAUUCCAAUGGAAAUAUAUUCUCUUCUUCUCAAACACACUUCAAUGCAUCAUCUGUUAAGAAACGCAAAGCUACAAAUCGUGGAUGUGUCCUCACUAAACAAGCUUGGCUUGGUAUCAUUGAAUAUCGUAAAGCGGCGGAAUAUGAAUUGCGCAGAUUAUUAACAUUGAAAGCGGAGAAAGGUGUUGGUGCUGAUGGUGGAGGAGGAGGUCAACAGCAAACAACUGUGAAUUAUCAAAGUUUAACACAACAAACCGGUGAUGAUAAAUCAGAAUCUGUGGGACCUAGUCAACCGGAAUCAGAAGUUGAAGAGAAUUUUGAGACAACGAAUGCUGGUACUGAUGACGCUGUUGACGUUCCAGUAAAUUCUGGUGAGAAAAAUGAAGACGGUACAACGAUUUCAACAACAACAACGACAACAGUGGAUGGGAAUACUGAUUCUGCGUCAACUAGUCGACUUCGUAAACGUUUGUGUCGGAAUUGUAGUGCAGAGUUGUUGUCGUCAGAAGAUAGUCCUCCACCACCUUUGUUAGGACAAUUACGAUUUCUUUGUCCUGGUUGUCGUAUCCACUUACAAAAAUAUGGUGAAUUAAAGUGUACAGUUGAAGAACAAGAAGAAAAUAUCAUUGAUGAUGCUGUAUCUGAAGUUACUCAUCCAAUAACUAACGGUGAGUAG
This is a messenger RNA of Trichobilharzia szidati, 3555 nucleotides long. The record is from the annotation of a GenBank genome assembly. Lineage: Eukaryota; Metazoa; Platyhelminthes; Trematoda; Strigeidida; Schistosomatidae.